Molecule: messenger RNA, 4115 nt
Organism: Ctenocephalides felis (cat flea)
Lineage: Eukaryota; Metazoa; Arthropoda; Insecta; Siphonaptera; Pulicidae
Gene: dome
Product: cytokine receptor
Exons: 22
Coding region: 325-3999 (1224 amino acids)
Molecular function (GO): protein binding
Source: RefSeq, a predicted model, not a curated record
CGGUAUUGUUUACGAUUCUCGGAAUUACGGGGAAUGGAUGUACGUAAUGUUUUUUUUGGUGAAAACUAAAUAUAUUUCGAAAUGUGAUCAUUAAAAAUUGUAUAAAAGAUAAUUGAAUUAAUUAUUUUGAUGUUUUAAGUGCUUGGUUUUGGGUUUUGGUUAAUUACAAGUGUUUAUUAAAUAAUUUUGUGCCCGAUACGGAGAAGUCUAUAAAAAAAUUAUUUCUUAGGAAAUGUCGUAAAUGGAAUAAGAUGGAGAUGUUUGAGGAAUUGAAAUAAAUUUGUAAAGAUUUGAUUAAAACUUAAAUUUUUUUUAAGUUUUAUCAUGGACAAAGUACUGAAGUUUGGGAUUGUGUUGGUGGUUUUGUUAUUUUUGCUGUUGGAUUUGGUGAGUGCUGAUUCUACGAAAUGUGCAGGAGGACUUGCAGGGACCACUCCUGGUUAUACAAUUCCAUCAGGAGACUUCACCAAGCAAUACGGUGAAAGCCUCUCAAUAAAAUGCGUUAUAGACCUGGCGCUGGCGCAAGGUCUAAAUUCCAGUCACAUAAUUUUCGCAAACGGUUCUAAGGAUCUUCCUCGAAACCUGACCAGGAUAAUAGACGAAAGGACAGCCGAACUGUACAUCGAAAAACCUAAACCCUUGAACCAGAUGUUCUAUUGCAAAUUGAAGAACCCGGACACGGGAGCUGAUAUAUCUGUUUGCAUGAAUUUCGUCACUAUAGGAACACCGCCACAAGAUCCUGAUGACUUCCAUUGCGUUUCUCACAACUGGGACAAUUUGUUGUGCGAGUUUCACCCGAAGGAAAAUUAUAUACAAACGAAUUACAGUUUGCAGUUUUAUUUGCCGACGACCAAAAACAAGAUACGAUCAAAUUGCACAAACAUGCAAGACAACGAGGACAGAAAAACCAAGUCCUGUUUUUGGGAUCUAGGAACUCGUUUCCAAUAUCGACAGCAAUAUGAAUAUUAUACUUUUAUCCUGACGAUGAGCAAUAAAUUCGGCAGGAAUAAAUACGAGUAUAAUUUCUCUCAUUAUGAAAAUGUUAUACCAGCCAAGGCAAGUUUUUUGGAGAUCAGAGACAAAAAAGAGCACAGUGCCCUGGUUGUUUGGAACGUGACGAGACCUUUGAAUACUUUUCCAAAAGGACUGCACCAUAUGAUAAAAUACACUUCUCAAUACGAAAAUAGCACCACACAGUGGAAGGUUGCUGAUACGUCUUCGAUCCCAAUAAAAUCCGAACUCCAAUACCAAUUCGAAUUGAAAGACCUAAAAUAUGCCUACACGUUGUACGAAGUGCGAGUCCAAAUAAAAUCUGCAGUAGCUCCAAAUGAAACCAGCAAAUGGUCCGAGUACAGAUCAGUGUUCUUUAAAACUUUACCAGAAAAGCCUUCCAGGCCGCCAAAUACAGUCAUAAGCAGUUACGAAGUGGUCAACAAGAUUGGAAUGAGGGAUGUCAUUAUUUAUUGGCAGACUUUGGAGGAGUAUGAGAAGAAUGGAAGGGACUUCAAGUAUAGUGUCCAGAUUAGCGAAAAUGGACGAAUGCUGCCCAGGCUACCCGACAGAAUCCAAAACAACUAUGCAAACUUCACAAAUUUGGACCUGGACAAAGAAUACGAAUUUUCAUUGACUUCGGUUAACGAAAAAGGAAAAUCUGAUAACAGUUCCUUGAUCCACGUGCCGAGAUCAGAUAGAAUUGUGAGUCAGCCAAAGCUGUUCACAAAGAUCUCAUUGAGCGAUUAUGUUUAUCUGUUGUCCUGGAAAAGACCCGAUGGUGUUGAUGAUAUUUCAAAUUACACCAUUUUCUGGUGCCAGAGUGGAUUUGAAAGGCCUACCAUUUGUCCAAAUUCUUUAGAAUGGCACACAGUACCAGCAAACGAAAGCACACACAAUGUAACUGUAAAGACAAAUAAAAAUUAUCAAUUUGCAAUAUCAGUCAAUACACCGACAUCGAACAGUGGAAUGAAAUGGGCCAAAUGUACUGUACUCGAAACAGGUGUUGGAAAAAUCCACAUUGUCCGAAUCGAUCACAUAGGAGACACUUAUGUGAAUCUCAGUUGGGUUUUGGAAUGUUCUGAAUUAAUGGGCGUGAUUACCUCAUUCAAAAUUUACUACUGUGUUCUAACUUCACCUGAUGGUUAUUGCGAAGGUCCAAAAAUGAACGAAACAAUUCUGCCUAAGGAGGAAUACAUGUCGGCUACAAUAACUGGACUUAAACCGUAUACAACGUAUCAAGUCAAUGUUUCUGUGGUUUCACAUAAGAAAGAGGGUUUGCCGAGCAAUCCUAAAUAUUUGACAACAUUGGAAGCAGCGCCAACUCCUCCACUCAAUUUGAGACAAGAUGCCGUCACAAAUAAUUCGAUUACAAUUUCUUGGGAUGCUCCUUUGAAGAUAAACGGAGUCUUCAAAAAUUACACAGUCAGCUAUGGAAGUGAGUUUGGAUGGUCAGAGGAAACUUUUCAGAAUAUCAGCGAAAGACAGAUAACUUUACGCAAUUUAUAUGGCUACACAGAUUACUACAUAUACGUGAGGGCAUGCACGGUGUCCUGUUCAAAUGAUUCGAACAAACUGAAAGUUAAAACGCUUGUAACAUAUCCUGGUAAAAUAUCAAUACUGCGCUUCAACAGUUCAACAUUCAUGUCUAGUUGGCAUCCUCCGGUGCAUCGAGGAGGACCUUUAGAUAGUUAUGAAAUAUUAUUCACUAGAAUAACCGAUGGAAAAACUACUGAGGAUGUCUACAAUACAACCAGGACAGAAUUCAAGCUACCAGACGCCUUCUGCGACGACGACACCCAGACGACGUUUUCGUUCCAAGUGCGUGCCGUCAACAAAGUACCAGGACAACAAAUCUACUAUAGAGGCAACUGGAGCGAUUCCUACGGCGAUAUCUGUUUCAAAGGCGAAAACAGAUAUACCGGAGUUGUGGCAACGUUCAGCAUCAUCGGAGGAAUUGUCCUGUUUGUCCUGGCAGGUUUCGCUUGCAAAAGAGCAUACACUUAUAUCAAAGACCUGAAAGCGAUAGAAGUGAGACUUCCACCAGGAAUUUCUUCGGCUAUUGCAAGCAAGGACAAUAAAUUCCUGUUCGACGAAACGAGUCUUCUACCACAAAAGAAUGGAAAGAUAUUUUCCUCUCACGACCUUCAUACGACCAUAAAUUCGACAUUUUCUUCAAAAUCGAGUGCUGACGAUUCAGGAACACACAACCGUUCAGAUGAUCCAAUAAUCGGUGACAAAUGGUCAAAAUUAAACCACAAUACUGCCGAAGAUCCAGCAAUGACUGUGAUCAAAUUAGAAGACAUACCGAGGUCACCAAAUGAUGAUUGGAUGAAUUUGGAUGAUGAGCAGAAGAAACCAUCAAAUGACUAUUUAUCCCACAACGGUAAAUACUGCAGAGUAGGCGCCGAAACUAACAACCAGAACAAACCGACCAACGGCUACGUCCAGGCCGUAAUGCCAAUGCAACAGAACAACCUCAACAAUCACCACCAGAAACCCUACGAAUCCUUCGAAUGUGCCAACUUGAAUCCCCUUGAAGACACCAGCAGUCCAGAAAACGCCGACAGCACCUUGACUUACACGAAACUGCCUCCUGGUGAUAAACUGACAAGUGGGUAUUUGCCUAUAACGUGUUUACCAGGAGUGGAACAACCUACCAGGUUAUUAUUGGCACCGAAUACUCCUGAUGAUAGCCAGGAUGACGAUGAUUCGAUGUCCCAGAUUAAGACGACUGUGAAAAGGUCUGAAACUGCACCAGGGUACGUCGUGGUGGAAGCUACCCCGAAUACGAGUAAAGUACAAAGUCCUGUACGUGUUGGUAACUUAUCAGCAAUACCUAAAGGUUACGUAAAAGCUGCCGAAAUCCCUAACCUAGAACAAACCUCGCCACCAGUGAACAAAACCACAAACCUGCCUUACGUUACUUUAAACACUGAUAUUAACCCCAAAACAAAACUGAACACAACGAAUUCUAAUGGUUAUGUGCAGCAUACCAUUACAAAUUAAUCAACUUUAUUAUUAGUGGACUUGGCUAUUGGAUCCAUUAAGCCUUAAUUAUUGUGAUAGUUAAAUUAUUUUAUUAUGUGGUCGAGGAAACAGAGAGGAUUUUACUGGAGUGCCUA